Molecule: messenger RNA, 801 nt
Organism: Penicillium alfredii
Lineage: Eukaryota; Fungi; Ascomycota; Eurotiomycetes; Eurotiales; Aspergillaceae
Product: class I SAM-dependent methyltransferase
Exons: 1
Coding region: 1-801 (266 amino acids)
Molecular function (GO): methyltransferase activity
Source: RefSeq, a predicted model, not a curated record
AUGUCGCAAGUCUACACCACAGACCACUCAACGUCGGUCCUCAGCACACACAGCUGGCGCACAGUCACCAACUCGGCACCAUAUCUGCUCCCACAUCUCCAACCAUACAUGAGCAUCCUAGACGUAGGAUGCGGUCCUGGCUCAAUCAGCAUCGACCUCGCGCAACGUGUACCAUCCGGCCACGUCAUUGGCGUCGAGUACGUGUCAGACCCCCUAGACGGAGCACGAGAGCUCGCCAGCGCAGCGGGGGUGAAGAACAUCAGUUUCCAAGUCGGCGACAUCCACGACCUCCCAUUUCCAGAGAACACAUUCGACGUGGUUCACGCGCACCAGGUGCUGCAGCACAUCGCAGACCCCGUCCAAGCGCUGCACGAGAUGCGGCGCGUGGCAAAACCGGGCGGGAUUGUUGCUGCGCGCGAGUCGGCUGGACUGACCUGGUAUCCCGACUCCGAGGGCAUUGCCACCUGGAAGGAUAUGACGGAGCGCAUGCAGCGAGGAAAAGGCGGGAACCCGCAUCCGGGUCGGAUGAUUCAUGUGUGGGCUGAGAAGGCUGGGUUUUCUCGUGAGAGUAUCAAAAAGAGUGCCGGGUCGUGGUGUUUUAGUACUCCCGACGAGCGGGCGUACUGGGGUGGCUCUAUGGAGGCUAGGGCGAGGUCUUCUGGCUUUGCCAAAACUGCGGUGGAAGAGGGAUUUGCGAGACAGGAAGAAUUGGACAUGAUUGCGGCGGGGUGGAGGGCCUUUGUCGAGGAUGAGGAUGCAUGGUUUGGGUUGCUGCAUGGGGAGAUCCUCUGUUGGAAAUAA